Molecule: messenger RNA, 1000 nt
Organism: Neodiprion virginianus
Lineage: Eukaryota; Metazoa; Arthropoda; Insecta; Hymenoptera; Diprionidae
Gene: ND-24
Product: NADH dehydrogenase [ubiquinone] flavoprotein 2, mitochondrial
Exons: 4
Coding region: 141-893 (250 amino acids)
Biological process (GO): mitochondrial electron transport, NADH to ubiquinone
Molecular function (GO): NADH dehydrogenase activity
Source: RefSeq, a predicted model, not a curated record
AGCCAGCAUUGGGGAGUUAACAUUCUAGCUUUUGUGUCAUCAAUGCCCGCGCUGAGUACAAUUGCUCACAAUUGAUUCGGUAUUAUAUGAACUGCUCUUCCCGUUUGUGUAAACGCAGAAGUGUACAAUAAUUAAAAACGAUGCUGGGGACUCUGCAGAGAGCUCGCAGCCUUUUGAAUUGUUCUCUGUCCAAGGCUCUAAAAAACGUCAGAGGAGUACAGUCGUCUGCGGGACGGUUGUCAGAUCAUUUAUUCGUCCACCGAGAUUCUGAAGAGAACAAUCCUAAUACUCCGUUCGAGUUCAAUGAGGCAAACAAGAAACGUGUCGAAGCAAUCCUGGCAAUUUAUCCCGAGGGUCAUAAGCGCGGAGCUAUGAUGCCCUUGCUAGAUUUGGCGCAACGCCAACUCGGAUGGUUGCCUAUUUCAGCCAUGCACAAAGUAGCAGAGAUUUUGAAACUACCUAACAUGCGCGUAUACGAAGUGGCCACGUUCUACACAAUGUUCAAUCGGCAGCCAGUAGGAAAAUAUCACGUCCAAGUAUGCACAUGCACACCUUGUUGGCUUCGUGGCUCUGAUGAGAUCCUUCAGGCUGUAACUAAAGCAGCUAAUUGUGCAGUUGGCCACACAUCUGCUGAUAAACUCUUCACAGUUAUCGAGGUGGAAUGUCUGGGAGCUUGUGCCAACGCUCCAAUGCUCCAAGUAAACGAUGACUAUUAUGAAGACCUUACUGCCGAGACUACAGAGAAAAUAAUAAACGCAUUAAAGAAUGGUCAAGAUAAACCACCACCAGGACCUCAAGUGUCAUCCCGAUUUGCUGCAGAACCAGCAGGUCAAUUGACAACCUUAACCAGCCCUCCACCUGGCCCUGGCUUCAAAAUUCGUUCAGAUUUAUAGAAAACAAUCACCUAAUACUUCUGUAAAAGUAGAUAUGACUUUUGCGAGUCAAGUAACACUGCUAUAUGGAUAGCCCAAUAAAUAAUAUUCUAGAUCGUUACAAAUUA